Molecule: messenger RNA, 1011 nt
Organism: Adineta ricciae
Lineage: Eukaryota; Metazoa; Rotifera; Eurotatoria; Adinetida; Adinetidae
Source: the annotation of a GenBank genome assembly
AUGCGUGGAGUAGCGAUCAUCUUCGUUUGUAUGUUAUUGUUUCAAACAGAUGUGUUUGCACAAUUGAGUACAAGCUCAUGCGCUUUGCUUCGAACCGCCAGUAGUUUAACAACAAUUAUUCCCGAAGUUACGCAGAUUGCCAUGCGAUCAUAUCGUGCUUCUUCGUCAAGUCAAGGAAGCACUCAUCAACGGCAAAAGCGUUUCAUAAAAGAUGAAAUCACUGGCAAAAGCAGCACUUCGGGUAAUAUCCGAGGUACUAUAGUCGAACAAAUGAUUGCCAAUACCAUUCGUGAUGUUAAUUUUACCAAUGUUGCUAUUUUAAUCUUCAACAACAACGAUACCAUGAAUAAACUCCAUCAAAACAUCGACAUGGAAGCAGUGAUGCGAAUGAUCAUACGUGAAAUCGAUUAUGAAAAACUUGGCAAUGGCAUAAUGGCGACGAUUGAAAGUGAAUUGGAUUUGGAACAUUUAGUAGCGAGUAUCAUCAACGUUACUCAGUUGGAUGUUAUUCACGAGCAAUUUCUUGCGAACGGUACUUUACCACAACGAUUUUUAAAACAUCUUCAUCCAGAUUUGAACACUCAGUUGGUCGAACGAAUCUUUUCGACAUUGAAAAAUGUUACAUAUAGAGUGGUAAAAGUUUUGAGUAAAUCCGAACGCUAUGAUAAUUAUUUAUUUAAUAUGAUAACACAACAAGCAUUAACACCAUUGAGUAAUAUCAUUCAAGGUGUGAAAGCAGAUAAACCGAAGACGUUCGAUCAAUUAGUGGAAAUUAUUGUUAAUAAUGUCAAUCGAGUGGCAACAGAGCAAUUUACCACUGAUGCAAAACGAAAAAUACCGAAAAAAUCUGGAAAGAAUCCAACAGCGUCUUCGGUUUCGGCAGUCGAUUUAAGCAACAGUGAUGAGGUAAAAAUGAUGCUCUAUCAAUGGUCGAUUGCUGUUGAUUCCAUGGGACAAACAGCUCGAGUGAUGUUGAAGUCCUUAGAACAACUCUACUGUGGAUCGACAUGA